ACCAGCUGUCUGUGUAUGGACACUGACUGGUCCAAUGAUCUUCCUAUAGACUUAAGUGAUGAACCUGGACCCUCAGACACAAAUCAUGUUUCUGUGGAGGAGCAGCCGUCCUGCUGUGCUUUGUGUCAGGACGUCCUGAAGGAUCCAGUCUCUACCAGCUGUGGACACUGGUUCUGCAGACGGUGCAUCACCUCAUACUGGGACCAGUCUGCUUCAUCAGGACACUCCUCCUGUCCCCAGUUGAGAGGUGGUCUGCAGGAGGUUUUAGAUGAACAUAAGAUCAGUCUGAGGAGGAGAUGUGAACGUGUGACUGAAGGAAGUGAUGAAACAGGAAGUGGAACCCUCCUCAACAGGAUCUACACUGAGCUCUACAUCACAGAGGGACAGAGUGAAGAGGUUAAUACCCAGCAUGAGGUGAGGCAGCUUGAGACAGCUUCCAAGAAGAAGACCCUCCAUGACACUCCAAUCAGGUGCCAGGACAUCUUUAAAGCCUUACCUGGCCAACAGAGAGCCAUCAGAGUGGUUCUGACCAACGGCGUCGCUGGCGUUGGAAAAACCUUCUCGGUGCAGAAGUUCACUCUGGACUGGGCAGAGGGCUCGGAAAACCAAGAUGUCGGUCUGCUGGUUCUGCUCUCGUUCAGGGAGCUGAACUUGAUCAAAGAUGAGCGGCACAGUCUCCUCACGCUGCUCCAUGUUUUCCAUCCAACAUUACAGAAGGUCCCAGCAGAGAAGCUCGCUGUCUGGAAACUGUUGUUCAUCUUUGACGGCCUGGAUGAAAGCAGACUUUCAUUGGAUUUCCACAACAGUGAGGUUGUGUCUGAUGUCACACAGAAGUCAUCAGUCAACCUGCUGCUGACAAACCUCAUCGAGGGGAAUCUGCUUCCCUCGGCUCUCGUCUGGAUAACUUCCCGACCUGCGGCGGCCAAUCAGAUCCCUCCAUCGUGUGUCGGCAGGGUAACAGAAGUACGAGGCUUCACUGACGCCCAGAAGGAGGAAUACUUCAGGAGGAGAGUCCGUGAUGAAGAGCUGUCCAGCAGAAUCAUCUCACACAUCAAGACCUCCAGGAGCCUCCACAUCAUGUGUCUAAUCCCAGUCUUCUGCUGGAUCACUGCUACAGUUCUGGAGCACAUGUUGACUACAGAGCAGAGAGGAGAGCUGCCCAAGACCCUGACUGACCUGUACUCACACUUCCUGCUGGUUCAGAUAAAGAGGAAGAAGCAGAAGUACGAUGAGGGACAUGAGACGAGUCCACAGGAGCUGACGGAGGCUGACAGGGAGGUUCUUCUGAAGCUGGGGAGGCUGGCGUUUGAACAGCUGGAGAAAGGAGACAUCAUGUUCUACCAAGAAGACCUGGAGCAGUGUGGUCUUGAUGUCACAGAGGCCUCGGUGUACUCAGGAGUUUGUACAGAGAUCUUCAAAAGAGAGAGUGUGAUCUUCCAGAAAACCGUCUACUGCUUUGUUCAUCUGAGCGUUCAGGAGUUUCUGGCUGCAGUCUACAUGUUCCACUGUUACACCAGCAGCAACACAGAGGGACUGGAGGACUUCCUGGGGGAAGACUGGAAACACAAAGAGUUAAAGCCUAAAGACAUGCACUACAAAACCUACCACCCAUCCCUGCUUAGAAAUUUAUCCCUGGAUAGUGAUAGUGACAAUGAUUCAUCCCUGGAUGUCUUUCUGAGGAGAGCCAUGCAGAAAUCCCUUGAAAGUAAAAAUGGCCACCUGGACCUGUUUGUUCGCUUCCUUCAUGGCCUCUCUCUGGAGUCCAACCAGAGACUCUUAGGAGGCCUGCUGGGUUGGACAGACAACAGUCCAGAAAUCAUCCAGAGAGCCAUCAAUAACCUGAAGAAGAUGACCAGUAAUAAGAUCUCUCCUGACAGAAGCAUCAACAUCUUCCACUGUCUGACGGAGAUGAACGACCACUCAGUACAUCAGGAGAUCCAAGAGUUCCUGAAGUCAGAGAACAGAUCAGAGAAGGAACUCUCUGAGAUCCACUGCUCAGCUCUGGCCUACAUGCUGCAGAUGUCAGAGGAGGUUCUGGAUGAGUUGGACCUGAAGAAGUACAACACAUCAGAGGAGGGACGACUGAGACUGAUUCCAGCUGUGAGGAACUGCAGAAAGGCUCGAUUGAGUUCCUGCACUUUGUCAGAGAUCAGCUGUGCUUCUCUGGCCUCAGCUCUGAAGUCCAACCCCUCCCAUCUGAGAGAGCUGGAGCUGAGUAACAACUACGACCUGCAUGAUUCAGGAGUGAAGCUGCUGUGUGGUUUUCUGGAGAGUCCACUCUGUAGACUGGAGACUCUGAGACUGAGUUCCUGCACUCUGUCAGAGAUCAGCUGUGCUUCUCUGGCCUCAGCUCUGAAGUCCAACCCCUCCCAUCUGAGAGAGCUGCAGCUGAGUAACAACUACAGCCUGCAGGAUUCAGGAGUGAAGCUGCUGUGUGGUUUUCUGGAGAGUCCACACUGCAGACUGGAGGCUCUGAGAUUGAGUUCCUGCACUUUGUCAGAGAUCAGCUGUGCUUCUCUGGCCUCUCUGAAGUCCAACCCCUCCCAUCUGAGAGAGCUGGACCUGAGUGUCAACGAGCUGCAGGAUUCAGGAAUGAAGCUGCUGUGUGGUUUUCUGGAGAGUCCACACUGUAGACUGGAGACUCUGAGACUGGGGGGCUGCAGUUUGUCAGAGAUCAGCUGUGCUUUUCUGGCCUCAGCUCUGAAGUCCAACCCCUCCCAUCUUAGAGAGCUGGACCUAAGUUUCAACGAGCUGCAGGAUUCAGGAGUGAAGCUGCUGUGCGAUUUUCUUGAGAGUCCACACUGCAGACUGGAGACUCUGAGGGUGGAUGGCAGAGAAAUCAGGGCUACACCUGACAGACAUGAAGAAUAUCUGUCCACAUCAAACACAAAGCUUGAUGUGUCUGAGGACAACAGAGAGGAGAGUGUGGAUGAAGAGGAUCAGCUGUGUCCUGAUGAUUCAGAGAAGCAGCAGCACCACCUUCUGUGUGGAGAGACUCUGAAUACAAAGGAGAAGUUAAGUUUCACACCUGAACUACUGACUGAGUCUGGAAAGACUUCAUACAGGUUCAGGUGUCCUGGUCCAGGUGUGUUCCAGUGUGCUUUGACUGGACUGGUGUUUGUUGUGGCUCAGGAGGCGGAGCUGCUGUACCGGACUGUCCAAUGGGAUGAGAGCCUCCUCCAAUCAGCCGGCAAGACGGCUGCAGGGCUGCUGUUCAGUAUCAAGUGUCCUGAGAACGCUGUCUGUCAGCUCCACCUGCCACACUGUGAAACAAAGGAUGCUCUACUGCCUGAUGGUCUGCUGUCUGUCGUCCACAUCACUGAUGAUGGAAUGAGCAUCCUCGACCCGCUGGAGAUUACUGACACUCAUGUGGUUGUCAGAGUCCCUAACCUCUCUGCCUUUGGCCUAGUCUGGGAUACCAUUAAGAGAUUGUGGACAAAACCAGUUUACAGCCAAGUUCUGCUGUUCCUCGGACCACCAAACACAGAAACACAGAGGCAAAAACUCAAAUUGUUUCUCCUGCCGAGUAACAUUCAUCUGGAGGAGGUGAGCAAACGUCAGCAACAUUGUGAGAACAUCGAGGCUCCUUCCAAAUGUCAACUCAUCAAAGAUGAAAGUUACACCGUUCACUGUCCUCAGGCCAUCAAAAUACAGCCUAAGACAGCACAAUUUUAUCUGGACUUUGGACCAAAUUACCACCCAACGUUUGAGAUCCGCCUGCCUACAAACACACAAGAAGUGAAUUUAACGGUCCAAGACCAAAGAGAGACAGAGGUCUGGGAGUAUGAAGUUGAUCUGACAGAUCCGGCUGUACGUGAAGAGAAUCCACCAAGGCCUCAGAGUGGCUCACCACGGAGCAGGUUGACAUCAGUUCGGUCACAGUUUGUAGGUUCAGUGUCUGAACCUGUUUUAAAUCAGCUGCUGGAUCACUUUUGCAACGGGGCAUAAUAAAUCAAGAAGAAAUGGAUUCAGCCAGAGCCAGAACCAGGGCUGACAGGGCUCGAGCGGUGAUUGACAUGGUUCGAAACAAAGGAACACAAGCCAGUUCAGCUCUGAUUGAGGACUUCAGGAUGUUGGAUCCACACCUUUCCAGAAAUCUGAAACUGAGCUGAAGUAGAACUGAGACUCUGUAAAUGAAACAUCUAUAUCAAAUCAUUAUUUGGUGUGAUCACCCUUUGCCUUCAAACAGGAUCAGUUCUUUAAGGUAAAGUUUCACAGUGAGGGACUUUUUAGGCACACUGUCAGGUGUAUGAUUAAACAGGUGCUAAUGAUUAUAAAUUCAACAUGGAAGUUGGCAAGACUGAGCACAGCAACAAAACAUUUCAAGCUGACAGGGGUUUCCAGAUGUGCUGUCCACAGCAGCACUGAGGACAGUAGAUGCAGUGUUCAGCCAAAGAAACUUACUGCAGCAGAUGUCAAAUAAAUAUGACGUGCAUCAUUAUCUGUUGUUUGGUUACAGACUGCCACUGUGUUCCCUGUCAGAGGAGGAAAACAGUGUUCAUGAAAACUUAUAUAUUUCUUUAUUUAUUCAUGUAUGAGUGUUUCCUUCAGAUUUAGACUUUUAUUGUCCCAGAGAUAGAUAACUUUACUUAAUGAUUUACAUUUUUGAUUAGAGAGGCUGCUGUCAGUCAUUUUAAACUUUUCCAUUUGGCAAUUAAUGCCACAGCAACUAUUGUAGAACAUUUAAACUGCAAAACUAAAAACUGUUUUGAAAUCAAAAUGACACAAACUGCUCGACAUGUGCGGUUUUAAAUCUAGUCUAUUAGUCUAUUGUGUAAAUGUGUUUUUUCUGCUGAUCUGUUCUGAACACACAUCUACUUCCUGUCUGUCCUCAUGAGCUUUCAUCCUGUUUGAGUGUAAUUGAGGUCAUAAGAACAGAAAGGAUUAUAUGCUGGACAGAUUGAUACAGAUGAUUUUUUAUAACCACUGAUAAUGAUGGUGAUAAUGAUGGUUAUGAUGGCGGUCUGAUGUACUGUAGGUUAUCUGAAAAGUCGUCUCUUGAUGGAUGUUUUUGUGUGAGCUUGUGUGGUGGGUUUUAGUGUUUGUUUUACAUGUUUUUGUCAUAUGUAUCAUGUAUUUAUGUAUUUUGUGUUUAAUGUUCAGUGUCCCUCCAGACUUUUUUUUUUCUGGAACAGUAAAGUUGAAACAUUCAAUAAAUUUAGAACUUUAUAGAUUUAAAGAAAUGUUGAAGAUCCAUCUUGUUUAGACACAAAAACACUCAGCAUGAAUUAGUUUUAUGGAAAUCUGGGUUUCCUUAAAAUAACAUUUCUCUCUUUCUUGUUUUCUAAAAUCCCUUUUACUUUGUAUGUUUCCUCUGGUUCCCCGGCCUUCAUCUAGUCCUGACAGCAUCACGGUUCAUGGUUCGUCUUCUGGACUCAAGUGUUAAGUUGUGUUCUGUUGUAUUUAAGUCAAUAAAAACACCGGUGGAAAAACAGUGA
This is a messenger RNA of Micropterus salmoides (largemouth bass), 5438 nucleotides long. RefSeq names its product protein NLRC3-like. Bases 16 to 3948 code for a protein of 1310 amino acids. The transcript has 15 exons. Lineage: Eukaryota; Metazoa; Chordata; Actinopteri; Centrarchiformes; Centrarchidae. Gene Ontology annotation, molecular function: protein binding. The record is from RefSeq and is a predicted model, not a curated record.